UCAUCCAGGAAGCGGAAGCGCAGCGCUUCGACCAAAGUUUGUUUAGCUUGUUGGCUAAAACGGCAAAGUUUCAGGCGUUUACCUUGGGUUUUCUAAGACAUCGGCGAUAUUAAGCGACUUUAUUAUAGUUUAAAGUUAAAGUACUGGUCGUGCGGAACAAAAGCAUCUGGUAAUGGGGGGGACAUCGAGCAAGUUACCGAAAGAUCUUCUCUCAGAAUAUCAGGAGCUCACAUUCCUCACAAAGCAAGAAAUCCUACUGGCACACAAAAUAUUCUCUGAACUGCAGGACAAGGAAAAUGGGCCGUACAGCUCCAGGGUGUCCAUGGAGAAGGUCCUCACACUUCCUGAACUCAAGUCGAACCCUUUCAAGAAAAGGAUUUGUCACGUCUUCUCAACCUCCGACAUGAAGGACGGCAGCUUGAGCUUUGAGGAUUUCCUGGACCUCCUGAGCGCCUUUAGCGAUUCGGCGACCCUGGAAAUCAAGUCCCACUACGCCUUCCGAAUCUUUGACUUUGAUGACGACGGGACCCUUGACUCUAGAGAUCUGGAGAAGCUGGUCAACUCUCUGACCGGCGAGACGGAUGACACGCGUCUGACCACAGAGGAGAUGAGACAGCUCAUAAGCAACAUCCUGGAGGAGUCGGACAUUGAUAAGGACGGCACGGUCAAUCUCUCCGAAUUUCAGCAUGUCAUCUCCAGGUCUCCAGAUUUUGUCAGUUCAUUCAAGAUUGUGCUGUGAAGUUUACACAGAACGGGAGACGCUUUCCGGUCCGGAUGAUUCACCUGCGCCUUUGAUCUUCAUUAACGCAGCGUCCUAAUUGUGAAUGUAUAUUCUUAUUAAGUAUUUCUACCAUUUAUACAUUUUUACUUGCUCCGUUUAAAACAAAACCUACUUUCUAUCCUGUAUUUUGGAACAUAUAUUUGUAUCUAAUUUAAUAAACUCAAAUUCAGCGAC
Puntigrus tetrazona (Sumatra barb) is the source of this 955-nucleotide messenger RNA. It is a transcript of the gene cib1, whose product is annotated as calcium and integrin binding 1 (calmyrin). Bases 173 to 739 code for a protein of 188 amino acids. NCBI's taxonomy places the organism in Eukaryota, Metazoa, Chordata, Actinopteri, Cypriniformes, Cyprinidae. The record is from RefSeq and is a predicted model, not a curated record. The transcript is spliced from 7 exons. Gene Ontology annotation, molecular function: calcium ion binding.